This is a messenger RNA of Parastagonospora nodorum SN15, 1623 nucleotides long. RefSeq lists its product as hypothetical. Lineage: Eukaryota; Fungi; Ascomycota; Dothideomycetes; Pleosporales; Phaeosphaeriaceae. The coding region runs from base 1 to 1623 and encodes 540 amino acids. The record is from RefSeq and is a predicted model, not a curated record. The transcript is spliced from 3 exons. Gene Ontology annotation, molecular function: oxidoreductase activity, acting on paired donors, with incorporation or reduction of molecular oxygen; monooxygenase activity; heme binding.
AUGCAUCCUGUCACAGCCGUGGCUGCUGGCCUUGCCUUCAUAGGCUUCGUCAUCUAUGGCUUCAUCAAUGCUGUGGACAAGUACAACAAGAAGUACAUGUGCCACAAUCUUCCAGGACCCGCGCUUGUACCAUGGGUUGGAAGAAUUCAUGACUUACCGAUUGACUUCAUGUGGUUGAAGUUCAAGGAGUGGGCUGACAUAUAUGGACCAAUUUACCGAACGCAGAUGUUGGGCGCCAACUUUGUAAUAAUAUCCGAUGAGGACAUGGCGGAAGAAAUGCUGGUGAAGAAGGCCAAAGUGUACUCCGAUCGUCCCGAGAUCAAGAGCUUGUUCGAUGCGAAGAGCACAUAUGGAUCGAUGGAAUACCUGCCGUUGAUGGGGAAGAAUCAGUACUGGGCCCGACAACGGAAGUUCACUCACGCAUACCUCAUGGAGGGUACGAACGCACAAUACUGGGGCAUGAUGGAGUUUGAGGCCAAGCGAUGGAUGGCUCGACUUGUAGAGAGCCCAGACGACUUUGCCUUCUCGCUGGAAGACAUGUGUUCGAAGGUCAUGGCAAAACUGACCUGGGACGAUGACUCUCUCAGCGUCCCUCUUACACCGAGCGCUUGGGGUCUGCUGACUCAAAUGUCGCCAGCAGGUCCCAUCACCAAUGUCUUAACGCCCCUUUGGGAUUGGGUUCCAGAACCAAUCAACCCGUGGAAACUGCGUGAGCGCAAGAGACACGACAUGCAGCAAGCCUUUUUUAUGGAAAACUUUCUCAGGACCAGGGAGCUGAUGAAGAGCGGCAAACAGGGCCCUUGCUAUACGCGUACCUAUAUUGAGACGGCAGCAAAGUCGAAUAUUUCUGGCGACUAUGAGGCAUCGUGCGUCUUGGGAAUGUUGGCGCUUGUUGGUAUCUUCACUGUCGCCGGCCCACUGUACUAUUUCUUGAUCGCGAUGGUGCAUCAUCCUGAGUGGCAGCGCAAAUGUCAGGAAGAGAUCGACACAGUCUGCAGAGGUCUUCCGCCAACAAUUAAUGAUAUGCCCAGCUUGCCCAUCCUGCGUGCCUGUAUUAAAGAGACCAUGAGGUGGAAGCCGACAGUACCGACUGGAGUGGCGCACGAAGCCGAAGCUGAUGACUGGUUCCGAGGGUACUUUAUCCCCAAAGGCACGCGCAUUCUUCCUCUCGACUGGGCUUUCCUUCGCAAUCCCGCAAAAUAUCCCGAUCCUGAUACUUUCCGACCUGAGAGGUGGCUCGAGGCUGGGUGGCCCACUUUCCAAGAGCCACUUACCAAGUAUCCCACAAUUCAUGGCAUGUCUUCUUUUGGAUGGGGCCAACGUCAGUGUCUUGGAAUGUCUGUCACUCGCGACGAGACUAUCACCGGUUGCGGUGCCUUGAUGUGGGCUUUCAACCUAAAGAAGAAGGUGAAUGCUGCGACUGGCGAGGAGAUUGAGGUCCCAACAGCAAAGUCAAAUUCGCUCCUGAUCAUUAAGCCGGACCCAUUUGAGAUGGCGUUCGAGCCAAGAAGUGCUAAGAGGAGAGAAGAAGUGCUGAGCAUAUGGAGGGACGCUGAGGCGAAGGAUCUUGUCGAAAGAGCUGACUUCCUGAAGCGGACAGAAGCGUCUCUGUUCCAGCUUUAG